AUGAUAUCUUCAACAAUACAUCUGAGGAAGAGAGAAGCAGAGAACUCAGACUACCUCCUGAUCAAUGAAGAAGUUUUGAGAGAACUUCCAGGUGAUUGCCACACCUAUUAUAGUACAGAUAAAGUUUUGGCAGAUGAAACGGUUCUGAAUUUGAAUGGCUAUCCAGAGUACAGAAGACACAAUACUGGAGUCACAGCUGAGGCUGGGCAAUAUCCACUUGAAUUUCUAAACUCUUUGACACCACCAGAAAUGCCUCCUUAUAAAUUGAGUUUAAAACUCGGCUCAGUGGUAAUGCUUCUUCGUAACAUUUCUAUCCAGAAUGGACUCUGCAAUGUUACAAGACUGGAAAUGGUGACCAUGUACCAACAUUCAAUCGAGGCUUCCUUGAUUAGCGGCUCACUAAUUGGCAGAUGUGUUCUCAUCCCCAGAAUAAAGCUGGCUCCAAGUGACCCUAACUUGCCAUUCACCUUGGAGAGAACCCAGUUUCCUGUCCGUCUAUCAUAUGUCAUGGCUAUUAACAAGUCACAGGGGCAGUCAUUUGAGAAGGUGGGAUUGUUCUUACCCCAGCCAGUGUUCAGUCACGGGCAGGUGUAUGUGGCAGACUCUAGAGCUCGCAAACUCUCAGAUGUAAGUAUUAAGGUGAUGGAGACAGGCAGACAAGGAUGGAAAAGAGGGCGAACUGUUAUUAAGAACAUUGUCUGCUGA
This is a messenger RNA of Octopus sinensis (East Asian common octopus), 705 nucleotides long. Its product is annotated as ATP-dependent DNA helicase PIF1-like. Lineage: Eukaryota; Metazoa; Mollusca; Cephalopoda; Octopoda; Octopodidae. The transcript has a single exon. The record is from RefSeq and is a predicted model, not a curated record. The coding region runs from base 1 to 705 and encodes 234 amino acids.